UGAACACUUGCUGAAUGCUAAACUUAUUAAAGGAACUAACACGGAGUGUUGGGUGAGAGCGCUAUGAGAGACUUAUACUGUUUUAUUAUUUGCAUAUUAUCUUCCACAAUAGUAAUAGCUGAAGGAGAUUGCCAAAAUGAAAAUGAAAAAGAAGACAUUACAGUACCAUGUAAUUUUGUUGAAAAGCAUUGUUGGAAAACUUGUGAGCCACAAAACAUUCUGAGGUGUAUAGAGCGUUAUAUGAGAAAAUGUAGAAAUAUAGGCCGGCUUUUCGGUGUCAAGCCAGGCUAUGGUAUCCAGAAAGUAUCCUAUUCAAAUGCAACGAUGAAUAUGACAGAAGGAUACAUAGUUCACAUCCCCUCCGAAGCAGUACAGAAGGGCAUAAAUGAGAAUGGGGAGAUUGGAAAAGAUAUGAACUUCAUUGUGUUGGUUCUAAACAAAACCUUCUUUACGACAAACUCCGUUUCUGACGUCAUUGGAGAAAAUGUGUUGGGUGUCUGGCUUGGGACGACAGAAGUUCGCAACCUUUCUGAGCCUGUUCAGCUCAAGUUCAAAAACACCAAUCAGACUGAAAAUGGAGUCUGUGUCUACUGGCAUCUCGAAAAGACGGGUGGUAACUGGAGUAAAGAAGGCUGUAGCACUAGAGUACAGAAUGAUACAUUUGUGUGCAGUUGUAAUCAUCUGAGCUUUUUUGCCGUGCUCAUUAAUCCUAAAAUUCCCGAAGAAAUCCAUAUCGUCAAUCUCAGCUACAUUUCAUAUGUCGGCUCAGCCCUUUCAAUAGUGUUUGCAGGCCUCGUCAUCGUCAUAUUUAUUUGCCAGAGAAAGAAGCAGUCUGAGAAUUCAGUCAUGAUUCACGUACAGCUCACAGGCUCCCUCUUCUUGCUGCACAUCUCAUUCUUGUGCAGCGUCUGGUUUUCGGACCGGGGUGAUGAGGUUUGCCUGUCUUUAGGACUUAUUCUACACUGGUGUCUUUUGGCCACUUUCUCGUGGAUGGCCAUCGAGGGCUUUCACCUGUACCUGCUGCUAGUGCGGGUCUUUAACAUCUACAUCAAGAGAUAUACGCUAAAACUAAGUCUUGUGGCCUGGGGUGUACCUACAGUAACAGUGGUGAUAUGUGGGAUAAUUAGUAAACAUACAUCAGUUUAUGGAAAAUACUCUUUUGGAAAAUACCCAAACUCGACAAGCACGUCUAUAUGCUGGUUAACCACACAGACAGCGAGUUUCAUUACAGUGAAUGGUUAUCUAGGCCUGGUGAUGAUCUUUAACACGAUUAUGCUUGGGGUGGUGUUGGUUAAGAUGCGUCAGUUAAGAUCGCAGGACGUUCGGAUUAAAGACAAUAAGAGGCGGGUUUGGAAAGACUGGGUUUCUCUGCUCGGCCUCUGCGGUGUUCUGGGAAUCCCAUGGUCACUGGCUUUCUUCACCCAUGCGCCUUUAAAUCUCCCGGCUCUCUAUAUGUUCACCAUUCUUAACAGUUUUCAAGGUGUUUUUAUCUUCCUGUGGUUUCUGACGCUCACAUGCAAAGCACGAGAAGAGGAAUAUGUCUCGUCAAAGGGAACGAUUCACGUCAGCUUCCAGAGUAAUGAGGAACAUGUGACCACAGGUUUUGUUAAUGGAAAGAAUUAACACAUAAAUGUAUGAACAGAAUGGAGAUUUAAAUGCUCCUGGUCUUUUAGUAUAUUUUUAUGCAUAUAUUUUUCAAACCGAGGCCUGCAGACCCUCAGGGCAACAAGGGGGCACUAUGGGAUCUGUAUAAAACUGAUGCAAAGAUACAGGAUAUAUUUUUCUAAAAUAUAUUUAUUUCUAAGUGUUAAUUGGUAAAUAAGUUGUUUACUGUAUAUUGGUAUUGUGUGGUCUGUCUUUGUUCACUUUGUCUUUAGUUUGGUCACCUGACAGUAUUCUUUGUAAAUAAAUAUGGAACUAUAUUCAUCGUGUAAACAAACACACUAGAAUUUUGAAUUUUAUUCACGUUUAUACAGUACACCUGCUCUUUGCUCCAGCAAAGACAGUCUGUUGAACAAAUAAAUACAUGUUGACAUUCCAAAGUUAAGACUUCAGUAAAAU
This is a messenger RNA of Triplophysa rosa, 2061 nucleotides long. It is a transcript of the gene adgrg3, whose product is annotated as adhesion G protein-coupled receptor G3. Gene Ontology annotation, molecular function: G protein-coupled receptor activity. Gene Ontology annotation, cellular component: membrane. The transcript has 12 exons. Gene Ontology annotation, biological process: cell surface receptor signaling pathway; adenylate cyclase-activating G protein-coupled receptor signaling pathway. NCBI's taxonomy places the organism in Eukaryota, Metazoa, Chordata, Actinopteri, Cypriniformes, Nemacheilidae. The record is from RefSeq and is a predicted model, not a curated record. The coding region runs from base 64 to 1623 and encodes 519 amino acids.